AUGCAUCUGCCGUUCACGCCUAACCACGUCCACCUCAUCUCAGCCUGCUACCCACCAUCCGCAGCCCUCCCCAGCGCUGGCCCCGAAUACCUGCCCAAUUCUCAAGAACUGUCUCGUCUGACAUACUAUGCGUCCAAUCGGUCUGGGAAAAUAAACAAAGUAGCCAGUGAGCUCGAGAAACGGGUGAGGACGGAUUGCCGUAAGGCACAGGGAGGCAACAUUCGUUGUCGCGCAUCACUCCUUAUUACUCUGUACAUAUUUAAAGCGCUAGCGAACGAAUGCCGGCGUGAUAUCUCUCUCCUCACCGGGUCCCUCCUCUCCGCGGUCAACAUCACCUUGUCCGGGCUGCUAUCAGACUUGGAAGCGGCAGCAAGAGCGGCAACCGUGUUCACGGCAUGGACGACGUAUACGGAUGGCCAUCUCAUCGGCGUGGAUAGAAAUGUCACCCAAAACUACAUGUCCUGCCUUCAACAUUUCGCCUCCAUGGCCAUGAAGCAGAUAGAUGAUCGGGAAAACAGAAACCGUACGCGUCUCCUGGGCCUGACCUCUCUCACAGCUGUCGUUCAUUCGGAGGCUUUGUUUCACCAAUCUACUCAAUUUAAUCUCCAAGUCUCCACCAUUAUGCCGGCUUUGCUCACAUCAAUACUAGAAGUAGAUCUUGCUACAUUGAAUUUUGAGGCCGGCCGAAUCAAUGAAGAACCAAAAUUUGCAUUCCUGGACGAUUUUCGAACGAGACCAGCGCUCGAAAGACGCGCUGCAUCUAUCCAUCUCCACGUUGAUGGGGAGAACGGUCCAUCAUCCGCGGACGUGGUGAACACAUCCCUUCACGCGCUGUCGUCCCUGUUCGCCCAUUCGGUAGGCAUCCAAGCCUCUGUUCUCAUGUCAGCUGUGCUGGCCUUCUUUGAUGACUCUGGAGGAUGGAGUGCGGACCAACACUGCCGCUGGAUUGCUGCGAAAGCAGCUGAAUGGACACAGUAUCAGUACCGAUACGCCGUGCCAACCCGAUUGGUCGAAUGUUUAGUCGAAGGACAGGACGUGGCGGAGCCUACCGUUCGGCAUAUUACACUUGCGGCAAUGAUUACCAUGGUGUUCACCUCCCGGACUCCCCUGGUGAACUUAUCGACAUCAGAUAUGAUUUCGAGCCUCAUCUCACUGAUAUUCCGACGGGUGUCCAUCAACGUCGAUGACCCCCUGCUUCCUAUGAUAGUCGAGUGCAUUGCGUCGUUGGGCACGCAUGUCUACUACGCUGACCAAAUACAAGACCUCGCUGGCGACGUGAUCGGCCGUAUUAUACUUGUCGAAUCAAGCGGGGUUCCUGGCAUUGGGAAGAGCGAUAGCGAGCGGGCUCGCUCACAAGCACUACGAUGCCUGCUAGCUUGCUUGCUGGGACUCAUGCAUUCCGCGGAUUUGCACGAAGACUCAAACGAGGAUGUCAUGGCUCCGGAAUCCCAGACGGGAGGCACGGGCGCUGAGUUGCCUGCACCGCGCGAAAUGCAUGUCCGCCCGUCACGACGGACGAAGAUCUCCCCAGAGAUGUGGCAUGAUACAUUAGUGCUGCUCUGCGACCGUGACUACGCCGUACGAGCAGACUACGCCACCGCAUUGAUCUCCUACUUGCAGAAGGAGAUACUCAAGCUGGGUGGCGAUAACACGGACGCGGAUGGCAUCAAACGCCCUCGACCACUGGCGGAGAGUCCAUCGGAACAAGCAAGCAAUAUGAUCGCCAUGACUUACGGCGACGCUACGACCCGCUUCCUCAAUGCAUUACACGCGUACCUAUAUAUCCUUGCCACAUCUUCAAACAUGAGCUUGUACUGCGCCGAGCCUUUGACAUCGGAGCCUUCGAUAAUCGGCUUAGGCUCUGGCAAUCAGGAGGAGGGCGCGGCCGCUCAUGAACAGGAGCAACCUCGGUCGCAAAGCAGGCGUUCGACGACAGUGUCUCCGCGCUCGCGGAAGGCGUCUAUCGUACUGCGUGCUAUUCAGAACAUGCCAAAGACACUGUCUGAGUCCGCCCCUCCUGCUGCAUCAUGGUCCGACUAUGGCAAUAUUUUGGCCGUGCUCGUCACGAUGCAGGAGAGCCUGCCAAUCCGCGGGUUGCUGAUAGGCGUCCCGAUGCUGUUGGUUCUGGGCGAGGUGUUCCAGUCCGCAGACCUCGGAUCCGCUACGGCGGCCCACAAUCACGCCGCCCAGCAGAUUGUUGCCAGGGUGUGGUCGGCGAUUGGGAGAGUGUGGAGUUGCGCGGAAGUCGUGCAGCGAGCCGAUGAGGUCGUCGCUGAUAUUCCAUCCAACUCGCUUUUGCCGAGUCCUCCUCCUUUGAAGUCGGGCACUCUACCUCUGCCGCAACAUCCCGUUCCAAUUCCAUCUUUAAUGGAUUCGCUCCCUGUUCUCGAUCAAAAAUCGAUAUGCAGAUCCCUUGCGUCUAGUCAGAACGUGGUUGAAAUGAUCGGCCUGGAUUCAGAGGCCUUGUUUCGCCACUUGACUGCUCCUUGGAACGCGGAGAAUGCCUUCAAGGAUUCGAUAGAAGCGAACACGAGCUAUGAGUCGCUCACACGAGACGGCCUGUCGCCCUUGGUCAAAGUUGCGCCAACGCUGAUGCACAUCGACAACGUCUCUAUGCAGAGCCUCGCGCGCUCAGCACGUGGCGUAGGAGUCACCGACUUGCGAGACGCUCUCGAAGGGCGCAGCAGCAUCUCGAACCCGAACCUCACCAACAGAGCUCCUUCGAUUUCUACUCUCGACCACGCCUCAACGUCCGCACAUCCGGACGGAAUGCAUAAAUUAACGCCGGUGAAGUCGCGCCCGCAGCGUAGCAAGCUCGCUGGCCCUGGCGAAGUCCGCGACGUGCUCAACAAGCUGGGGAUCGGCAAACAGCACGGCGCAACUCAUUUGAAGUCAUCCUUUCCCACGCUGCAGAAGGCCGAAUCACGGACGGCUUUUACACCGCCGUACAAAGCCUAA
Laetiporus sulphureus 93-53 is the source of this 2958-nucleotide messenger RNA. RefSeq lists its product as uncharacterized. The transcript has 8 exons. The coding region runs from base 1 to 2958 and encodes 985 amino acids. Gene Ontology annotation, biological process: protein localization to plasma membrane. Lineage: Eukaryota; Fungi; Basidiomycota; Agaricomycetes; Polyporales; Laetiporaceae. The record is from RefSeq and is a predicted model, not a curated record.